CGGCACGAGGCACAUUGCGCACCAGUCCAUCGCCGGCCAUGACGUCCGAGUACCCCUCGCUCCUCAGGAGCGAGGAAAUGAGCUUGGUGCAGCUCUACAUCCCCAGCGAUGUAGCUCACCACACUGUCCAGGAGCUCGGCGAACUGGGACGGGUGGAGUUCAAGGAUCUCAAUCCCGAUGUCAAUCCCUUCCAACGGACCUACGUCUCAGAGAUCCGCCGACUCGAUGAGAUGGAACGACGACUCCGUUUCCUCACCGCUCAGAUUCACGAGAGCGAGAUCUACAUCCGUCCACUCACAGAGACGAUGCAUCUCGUGCAAGGCAGAAACUCGCUCCAGCUCGUCAGCGAGUUAGAGACCAUUCUCGCCGAGAGAGAGAACAGGAUGAGCGAGAUGAACGAGUCCCAAGAGACUUUGCAGAAGAGAACGAUGGAGUUGGAAGAAGCGCGCCACGUCCUGAGGGAGACCGCCGUCUUCUUCAGUCAGGCGCAAAGCCAGACGGACGACAUCAGAGCCUCGUUCGAUGAGCCCAGCGCACCCUUGCUCGAUCACCAGAUGGAACAAGGCGAUGGCGAUGGCUAUGCCAGCGUAGACCUUGACUUCGUUGCGGGUACGAUCGAGCGCAGUCGGAUGGCUACUUUCGAGCGCGUUCUCUGGCGUGUCCUCCGUGGCAAUCUCUACAUGAAUUUUGCAGAGAUUCAAGAGCCUUUCUCCAAGCCAGGCAAGAGUGGCGGCAAGAACGAUCUGCGCAAGAACGUCUUUAUCAUCUUCGGGCACGGCAGAGAACUGCUCGAUAAGAUCAGGAAGAUCUCGGAAUCCAUGGGAGGAACGCUGUACCCGGUCGACUCGGACUCCGAAAAACGCAACAACGCUCUCAGAGAGGUCUCUAGCAGACUCGAAGACCUUUCUGCCGUGCUGCACAACACAAGUGCCACGCGGAAAGGUGAACUCAGCAAGACGGCUGAGACGAUCUCGGCUUGGUGGCAAGUUGUCAGGAAGGAAAAGGCGACGUACCAUACGAUGAACCUGUUCCAGUAUGAUCGCGGCAGAAGGACUCUCAUUGCGGAAGGCUGGGUGCCUACGCGAGAUAUCGGAAACGUCCAGAUGGCUCUUCGACGCGCUACUACAAACGCUGGCUCUUCGGUUCCUCCGAUUCUUCACGAAUUACGGAACGCGAAGAAUCCGCCGACAUUCCAUCGGACGAACAAAGUCACGGAAGGAUUCCAGGCGAUCAUUGACGCUUACGGCAUUGCGGACUACCAAGAGAUCAAUCCCGGCAUCUUCGCAGUCAUUACUUUUCCUUUCCUCUUUGCCGUCAUGUUUGGCGAUAUCGGACACGGCUUCAUCAUGGCCAUGUCUGCUGCUGCUAUGAUCUUCUACGAAAAGAAGAUUGGCAAAGGCACGGGCAAUGAGAUCUUCGAUACCGCUUACUUUGGUCGUUACAUCAUCUUGCUCAUGGGUCUCUUCGCCAUGUACACCGGCUUGAUAUACAAUGAUAUCUUCUCGCUGUCUCUCGUUAUCGGCAAGUCGGGUUGGUCUUUUCCAGCUGGCGAGAGCGUCACUGCCGAAUCUACGGGAACGGUCUAUCCUUUCGGACUCGAUCCUGCAUGGCACGGCGCAGACAACGCACUCAUCUUUACAAAUUCGCUCAAGAUGAAGAUGUCUAUCAUUCUCGGCGUCAUCCACAUGUCAUUUGCAAUCUGUCUGCAAGUACCCAACUUCAUCCACUUUGGCAAGCGAUACCUCAUCACUGCGGUCUGGCUACCCCAGAUCCUCUUCAUGGAGUCCAUCUUUGGCUACCUCGUUCUUACCGUUUUGUACAAAUGGGCUACAGAUUGGUCCAAAGCAAGCACAAAGCCGCCCGAUCUUCUCAAUAUGCUCAUCUACAUGUUUCUGUCACCUGGCACUGUCGAUCCUUCCGAACAGCUCUACGCCGGACAAGGCUUCGUACAAGUCGUGCUCAUCCUACUCGCGCUCGUUUGCGUACCCUGGAUGCUGCUUAUGAAGCCCUACAUCAUGUAUAAGAAGCAUCAAGCGAUCAAGGCUCAAGGCUACGAGCACGUCAGCGGUCCUCGCAAUUCGGAGGAUGACGCGGAUGCAGAGGAUGGUAACGCAGGUGGUGAAGGCGGCGAGGAGCACGAGGAAGAAUUCCAAGUGGGCGAGAUCAUGAUUGAGCAAGUCAUUCAUACGAUCGAGUUCUGCUUGGGCUGUAUCUCCAACACGGCCUCGUACCUUCGGCUGUGGGCACUUUCGCUGGCUCAUGCUCAGCUAUCGGAAGUCUUAUGGACGAUGACGAUCAAGAACUCGUUCAGUUUUGAAGGACCUCUGGGCGUCUUUGCUGUCGUCUUCAUGUUUGCCGCUUGGUUCGCUCUCUCUGUGGCGAUCCUCGUCGUCAUGGAAGGCCUAUCCGCCUUCCUGCACGCUUUACGACUUCACUGGGUCGAAUCUAACGGAAAGCAUUAUGGCGGUUCGGGAACACAAUUCAUGCCGCUCAACUUUGUAGAGAUCGAAGACGAAGAGAUCUGAUGCAUGCUUACAUCUUU
Messenger RNA from Mixia osmundae IAM 14324, 2542 nucleotides. RefSeq lists its product as uncharacterized. The transcript has 10 exons. Gene Ontology annotation, cellular component: vacuolar proton-transporting V-type ATPase complex; vacuolar proton-transporting V-type ATPase, V0 domain; fungal-type vacuole membrane. Gene Ontology annotation, biological process: proton transmembrane transport; vacuolar acidification. NCBI's taxonomy places the organism in Eukaryota, Fungi, Basidiomycota, Mixiomycetes, Mixiales, Mixiaceae. The record is from RefSeq and is a predicted model, not a curated record. The coding region runs from base 39 to 2525 and encodes 828 amino acids. Gene Ontology annotation, molecular function: proton-transporting ATPase activity, rotational mechanism; ATPase binding.